AUAUGUGUGUGCUGCUGUGGCUGGUACAUACUACUCUGCGUGCACACGCCUCGCGGCAUAUUACAAAUGCCGUUAUGUCUCUUUCUCUCUCACUCUCUCAUAUAUAUGUACUCGCUCGCUCUUUCUCUUUUGCUCCGAUACAUGUCUCGAAGCGAGGAAUUCCCGUCUCCGUCUCUGUCUUACGCUCUCUCUCUCUCGUGCCGUCUGCGUGAUACGUGGAUCAUCAAGUGAUAUCGAAUGUUAUAGAAAGAUUCUCCAACGUCUUACUGAAUUCUGUCCACAUAAUAAACACAGUCUGACGGGUCCCGUGCACUUUUUGGACGACGUCGCCCGCGCUCUAAUUACAUCCGUAAUUGAACGUUCGUUCUCGAAUCUGCUUUCUCUCUCAACUCUGCCCUCUCUCGAAUUGUUUUGCAUUCAAUCGAUGCUGGAUCGAUUUCGAUCGAAAAUCUGCCUCGAAUAUAACUAGGAUUGGAAGUUUAAACAAAUAUUCAAAAUGCAAACAAUAAAGUGUGUGGUUGUUGGAGAUGGUGCAGUUGGUAAAACGUGUCUGCUGAUAUCUUACACAACAAACAAAUUCCCUUCUGAAUACGUGCCAACAGUUUUUGACAACUAUGCUGUCACUGUGAUGAUUGGUGGAGAACCCUAUACACUUGGUCUUUUUGAUACUGCUGGUCAGGAAGAUUAUGAUAGACUCAGACCAUUGAGUUAUCCUCAAACAGAUGUAUUCCUUGUCUGUUUCUCAGUUGUAUCACCUUCAUCAUUUGAAAAUGUUAAAGAAAAAUGGGUACCUGAAAUUACGCACCAUUGUCAAAAAACACCAUUUUUACUUGUUGGUACGCAAAUUGACUUGAGAGAUGAUGCUGCAACUAUAGAAAAACUUGCAAAAAAUAAACAAAAACCUAUCACAGGUGAACAAGGUGAAAAACUAGCGAAAGAAUUGAAAGCUGUCAAGUACGUUGAAUGCAGUGCACUAACACAGAAAGGAUUAAAGAACGUUUUUGAUGAAGCAAUUCUUGCAGCACUUGAACCUCCAGAGCCUGUCAGAAGGAGGAGAUGUUCUGUAUUGUAGAAGACAUCCUCGAUUUUAUGUUCUACAUACUCUUCAACAACUGGCCCUAAAAGCAAUGCAUUGAUCGCAUCACUUGCUUACUGACUGAGAUAAGUGCCCAGCAAUAAACAUCAGCGAUAUAUUUACGUAGUUAUUCUCAGUUUAUGAAAUAAAGAUUAAGGCAUUUUAACGCUAAGCUAUAAUAAUUUGAAACUUUUUAUAAAAAACGAUUAGUCAGAAAAAAAUGAAUAAGCUAUUACAUGAAAUGAUCAAGCAUGCGUUUUUUAGAAAACUUUAGAUGUGUAGUACACAAGCGUUUGUGUCUGCUCAAACGAUUUCUAUAUUUUUUGUAUAAACUCUUGUACAAAAUGAAUUAUAUAAUUAUAUAUUAUUACUGCGUAUAUAAACGAUUCGAGAAAAAAAAUAACCAACAAAAUACAACCCACAUGCGUUGAAAUGAAGAAUUAACUCUUAAGAUCUAACUAAGAAUAUUGUAUCGACAGUUAUUUAUGACAAGCUCAAAUUUAAGUACUUUAAGCAUUUUGUGUGAGUAAUAAAAAUUUCUGAAGCAAUUUUUUACAACUAGCUUGACUCUGUUCAUUUUGAAUAGUCUUUCAAAAUCAGUGUUAACUGGAUACUUAAUUACUGACAUUAUUUUUAUCCAUUUGAGUAAUUUUUCAAUCAUUUUUAUUUAUACCAUGUGCAUUAUCAGUGUUGUUUUUGGUUUAGUUUUAAUUGUAAACUUUAGAAGUAAUUAAUUCAUCAUGAGAAAGAAAUUUUAGUUAUAUUUAUUACUAAUGAUAUCAAGUAAUCAAAUUUAAUUUAUUUUAUUAUUUUCUAUAAGUGCCAAGCAACUCUGAAACUGAGAUUUUUAGUUUCAUGCAAAUCAAAUUUUUGCUACAGCAGGUUAUCUUUUGAUAAUUGUAUUUUUUUGUUUGUCAAAUCUUUUUUACAAGUACUGUGAAUGAGAUAUAUAAAAGUUGAAGAAAAAAUGUGGAUUGUGUGAGACGAAAUAACAAUUUUUACUAAAAUUUAUUUUUGUGAUUCAGUUUUGAAAUAAAAUAUUUGAUACCUACAUAUGGAUUUGUGGUGAAAGGAA
Molecule: messenger RNA, 2150 nt
Organism: Trichogramma pretiosum
Lineage: Eukaryota; Metazoa; Arthropoda; Insecta; Hymenoptera; Trichogrammatidae
Product: cdc42 homolog
Exons: 6
Coding region: 497-1072 (191 amino acids)
Biological process (GO): small GTPase-mediated signal transduction
Molecular function (GO): GTP binding; GTPase activity
Source: RefSeq, a predicted model, not a curated record